CCACGUUCGCGAUGGUGGGUAGCAGCAGCAAGGUGGCCCUGGCAGGGGAGGGGUUGGUCUCGAGAUUGGGCACCGGGCGGAGAAUGUCUCCUUUUCAACUUUGUCUGUGUGGCUUGAACCCCGGGAGGAGGCCACACGCCGGUUGUGGGUGUAGAGUGAUUUCUAAGUAGUUGAGUUGUUGAGAUGAGGGUAAGGACUGCUAAAUGGUAGGCAGGUUUUGUUUUCAUUGGUGAAUCCGGUGUCAUCAUAUUCCGGUCAUAUGUUGAAAUAUUCUUUGUUUAGGUCUUGAAGUAGAGGAUCUCACACUGCACGUCCACAUUGUGUUGUUUUUAAAUGAAGUCUAGGAGUAUGGGUUUCUAGAAUUUCGGAUGUGAGUGAAGGUCCGGACGUGUGUGGGCCUCAGCUCUGGCCUUGACAGUGAACUUUGUGGCUGUGUUUCGGAUUUCAAAGAUUUGCCCCAUAGCUGGGUUGCUAGUGGAGUCGUGCAUUUUUCUGAAUGGUAGGUGUCAGGAAUAUAGAUGCUUGGGGAAGUUAGAGAGGGAAGAACAUUUGUAUAUUAAUAAUUGAUAGCUGAAUAUUAGAAUCAGAUUAAUUUGGGCUGAUGAAAGUUGUGUUUUUUUUUUUUCAAAACAGUUGUGCACUCUAGGAAGAAAGGCUUUUCAUAGGCAUACUUUGUAAGGGGUUCCUUAAGUCGAGGAGCUCAGAUAUAGCCUUUCAGAGAGGCUACUCAUCAACACCAACAUCUGCAGCUUUAUUGAGGUAAAGGGGACCGAAACUGAGGCUGAGAUGUGUAAGCAUGCUUUUCAGUGCUUAUGCUGUUUGUUUACAUUUGCUGUUCACUCACGUUUGGGCAGUAGAAAUAAAUAGGUCAGCUUUUCUUCGGUUUUUGAAAGCUAGUCCCCUCUCUUUUUUCAGUUUCACAAUUUACUUGGUUUACAGCCUUGUAGGAAACCAUUACUACAUUUUUACUGGAAAUACUAUUAUUCAUGUUAAUUUCGGUGAGGAAAUGGAGGUUUCCCUAGGAUCACAUAGGUAGCAAAUGGUACAACCUGGAUUCAAGCCCAGUCCCACUAAAAGUUUAUGGCAAAAGAGUAAAUGUAGAACAAUUUAACUGGAGAGUCUCCUCCCCCAUGCCAAGCAACUGAUGAGACCAGUGCCAAGAUACUGAGGCAGUUUAUACUUAGUAGGGUCACUUAGCAUCUAGUCAGCUGGUCAGACACUGGGUCUGACAAAUUGUGCAUGCUUAAUCCUGAAUGUGUACACGAAAGGGGGCUGGAGAGCUGAGGGAGAGCCAGUUUCCCCAAAAUUGGACUUCUCAGAACCUUUAAUAUGCUAAUGUGCAUUGUGAAUCUCCAAGAGGGGGAUAUGAUAUGCAGCAUUCUUGAAUACUUCUAAUGACAGGGAGCCCACUACCUCAUAAGCUGCAGCAAGAAGAGUUUGUUAUUUUAAACGGAAGCUGAAGAAACUAUAGAAUUAGCAGACAUAAGAGAAAGUGGACAAGGUAGAGAAUGGAGUUGCAAACUCUCCAGGAGGCUCUUAAAGUGGAAAUUCAGGUUCAUCAGAAACUAGUUGCUCAAAUGAAGCAGGAUCCACAGAUAUUUUUUCUUUCCAAUCAGAAUGCUGACUUAAAGAAACAGCUUCAUGAACUCCAAGCCAAAAUCACAGCUUUGAGUGAGAAACAGAAAAGAGUAGUUGAACAGCUACGGAAGAACCUGAUAGUAAAGCAAGAACAACCAGACAAGUUCCAAAUACAGCCAUUGCCACAAUCUGAAAACAAACUACAAACAGCACAGCAGCAACCACUCCAGCAACUACAGCAACAGCAGCAGUAUCACCACCACCACGCCCAGCAGUCAGCUGCACCUUCGCCCACCUUGACCGCUUCACAGAAGACUGUAACUACAGCUUCUAUGAUUACCACAAAGACACUACCUCUCGUCUUGAAAGCAGCAACUGCGACCAUGCCUGCCUCUGUUGUGGGCCAGAGACCUACCAUUGCUAUGGUGACCGCCAUCAACAGUCAGAAGGCUGUGCUCAGCACUGAUGUGCAGAACACACCAGUCAACCUCCAGACGUCUAGUAAGGUCACUGGGCCUGGGGCAGAGGCUGUCCAAAUUGUGGCAAAAAACACAGUCACUCUGCAGGUUCAGGCAACACCUCCUCAGCCCAUCAAAGUUCCACAGUUUAUACCCCCUCCUAGACUCACUCCACGUCCAAACUUUCUUCCACAGGUUCGACCCAAGCCUGUGGCCCAGAAUAACAUUCCUAUCGCCCCAGCGCCUCCUCCCAUGCUUGCAGCUCCUCAACUUAUCCAGAGGCCUGUCAUGCUGACCAAGUUUACCCCCACAACCCUCCCCACGUCCCAGAAUUCCAUCCACCCUGUCCGGGUCGUCAAUGGGCAGACCGCAACCAUAGCCAAAACGUUCCCCAUGGCCCAGCUCACCAGCAUUGUGAUAGCCACUCCAGGGACCAGACUCGCUGGACCUCAAACUGUACAGCUUAGCAAGCCAAGCCUUGAAAAACAGACCGUUAAAUCCCACACAGAAACAGAUGAGAAACAAACAGAAAGCCGUACCAUCACCCCUCCUGCUGCACCCAAACCAAAACGGGAAGAAAACCCACAGAAACUUGCCUUCAUGGUGUCUCUAGGGUUGGUAACACAUGACCAUCUAGAAGAGAUCCAAAGCAAGAGACAAGAGAGAAAAAGAAGAACAACAGCAAAUCCAGUGUAUAGCGGAGCGGUCUUUGAGCCCGAGCGUAAGAAGAGUGCAGUCACCUACCUAAACAGCACAAUGCAUCCGGGGACCCGGAAGAGAGGUCGUCCUCCAAAAUACAAUGCAGUGCUGGGGUUUGGAGCCCUUGCCCCAACAUCCCCCCCAUCCAGUCAUCCCGACUCCCCUGAAAGUGAAAAGACAGAGACCACAUUCACUUUCCCUGCACCUGUGCAGCCUGUGUCCCUGCCCAGCCCCGCCUCCACAGACGGUGAUAUCCACGAGGAUUUUUGCAGCAUUUGCAGAAAAAGUGGCCAGUUGUUGAUGUGUGACACGUGUUCCCGUGUAUAUCAUCUGGACUGCCUCGACCCACCUCUGAAAACCAUCCCCAAGGGCAUGUGGAUCUGUCCCAGAUGUCAGGACCAGAUGCUGAAGAAAGAAGAAGCAAUUCCAUGGCCUGGAACUUUAGCAAUUGUUCAUUCCUAUAUUGCCUACAAAGCAGCUAAAGAAGAAGAGAAACAAAAGUUACUUAAAUGGAGUUCAGAUUUAAAACAAGAGCGAGAACAGUUAGAGCAGAAGGUGAAACAGCUCAGCAGUUCUAUAAGUAAAUGCAUGGAAAUGAAGAACACCAUCCUAGCCCGGCAGAAGGAGAUGCACAGCUCCUUGGAGAAAGUAAAACAGCUAAUCCGCCUCAUCCACGGCAUCGACCUCUCCAAACCUGUAGACUCUGAGGCCACUGUGGGGGCCAUCUCCAAUGGCCCGGACUGCACGCCCCCUGCCAGCGCCACCGCCUCCACACCCGCCCCGUCCCCGUCCUCCCAGAGCUGCACAGCGAACUGUAACCCAGGGGAAGAGACUAAAUAACAGACCCCUCGAGAAGAAGCCACGGGAUCCCGGCGGCAAGGAGAGUGAACGAAACACUGAAGACUCUAGAAAAGCAAAGCCGGAUCGCUUCUGGAAAGUACAGAAUUCUUUUGGUUCUUUGGUUCCAGAGAGAGAGAAGAUGCUUGUGCCAGGUGGCACCCGAGUUUGCCAAUUGAUCCUUCUUAUUCUGUGUGUACAUGCAAAGAUUGGACCAUGUUACAUGAAAUAGUGCCAGCUGGAGGUUCUUUGCCAGCACCAUGCCAAGUGAAAUAAUAUAUUUACUCUCUCUAUUAUACACCAGUGUGUGCCUGCAGCAGCCUCCACAGCCACGAUGGGUUUGUUUUUGUUUUGUUGGGUGGGGAGCAGGGACGGGCGGAGGGAGGAGAGCAGGUUUCAGAUCCUUAUUUGCCGAGCCGUUUGUCUAGGUAGAGAAGACAAGUCCAAAGAGUGUGUGGGCUUUCCUGUUUCUAAACUUUCACUACUAUCAAACCAAAAAAAGGAAAAAAAAGAAAUCGAGAUUUAACCAACCCCAGUGCCCAGAAGAGGGGCAGGGCGGGCCGGGCCGGGGCGGGAUCUUGGGUGGGAAAUAUAUCCCUAAGCAGUAUUCUGUUAUCAGGAGGGGCCAUUUCGAGAGGGACACCGGGAAGGCACCAGCUUCUCCUCCCCAGCUCCACUCUUGCCUGGUGCCCGCCACCUUCCAGGCCUCCCUCCGCCUCCCCUUCUCCCCUUCUUGGUGAGUCACGCACCCCCAGACCGCCAGCCCCUCAGUCCCUGGAAACCGAGGCCAGCAGCCUUGCUGGCCUUGCCUGAGGCAGGGAAGAAGGGUGUGUGUGGUCCAGGAAGGAAAAAAGGUAAAUUGGUAAUUUUACUUGAAAAGAAGCUCCAUCCCUUUUCUAUAUUUAUGAGAAGAGAAGGCCCUGAGCAAAGCAGCGCGUGACCCAGGUGUGUGUGAACUGAAUGGAGAUGCUUCUUUCCCCUUUUUUUUUUUUUCAAUUUUUGUUUUUCUUUUUUUUCUUUAAAGAAAGUUUUAUUUUGUUGUUUAUUUUACUUUUUUGGUAACAAAAACUAAACUAAGGAAUAGAAAAGCUGUUUUCAGGCUGACAGUCCAGUUAAGGGUAGUCAAGACCUUGCAUGGUAGAAUAGGAAUCAUAGUGUCAGUGAGGUCAGUGAGUCUUUGUGAGUCCUGUGUCAUCGUUUGGGCACUGUUUUUUUAUGCAAGGGCAAAAAUCUUUGUAUCUGGGGAAAAACAACAACAACUUUUUUUUAAAUUAAAAAGGAAAAUAAAAGAUACUGAGGUCUUCCUAGUGUUACUUAAAUUAAGAUCAAGGUAAGAAACAUUGUAAAAAAAAAUUACAAAAGUGCUAUUUGUUUCCUAAAAACAGUGAUUUCUAUUAAAAAGGUGUCAGAACUGGAGAAAAUGCCGUGUAGUUAUAAUUUUUUAGCACAGAACCUGCUGAUCCUGAUGACAUUUUGCUGUGUUUGUGUCUCUGAACUAGCGGGCCAGUCCCCAGGAAGGGCCAUGGGCUCCCCGCCCACCCUUCUCACAGAGUGCCCUCUCUUCCUGGUUUAGGGAUCUGUCUCCUGUUUUUGAGUCCAAAUGGAGUGUGCAUGGUAUCAGGGCCCUCCCCGCGGUCUCCUCGGUUUCCGCUAGAGCAAAGGCUGGUGCCUCAAUAAGAUCUUCCUUUGGUGCUGCUCUCUGUCUUUCAGCCACCAGCAUUAUGAGUGCCUGGGGCACCUCUGAGGGGUAGGCCAGCCAGGCCCCUUGCUGCCCCUUGGAGGGUGUGGUGCAGGCUAGCUGCAUCAGCCCUUGGUGCUUGGAGAGAACAGAGGAGGAGGGAGGCGCUUGAGGGGACGUUUGUCUCUGAGACAGAGCUGGAUGGCCUUGAGACUGUCUUGCUUUGGAGAGAGGUCGGAGGCUCCACCAUGUUCUCUGCCUGCUGGCUCCGGGCACCGCCCACUCGCAGCUUCCUGGGCAACCAUAAGCUAGAAUUGCUGUGCUUGCCUUGGCUUGGCCUGUUGUGUCCUUUCCUUGUUGGGAAAACCAGGUUCUGAAAAGCUCAGAACGUCUCUCUAUCAUGCCGUGUGAGAAGUAAGUCCUGUCAGACGCAUGUUCUUGCUGCAACUCUUUGUCCAUUGCGUGUCCCUGGCUGAAGGGACGGAAGCAGAAGCUCUGCCUGUGGCCCCGCUGCAGCAUCUCUUCUCAAGCCCACCCCAGGCCCCGUGAUGGCCAGAGUCUACGUGAGGCAGAAAAGGCCCCUUAGCUCCUCUCUCUCCCAUUUAGGCCCAGAGAGACAAAGACAGAUUCUGAAACAAGAGCAGCAGAGAAGGGGUGCUUUGUAGAGUAAACACGCUCAUCCUUGCCAGGUGUGGAAAGAAGGUUUGGGUUUGGCCGCACAGGCCUCAGGCAGGUCCUGGCUGCCAGGGUGGUUGAGGGGAACAGAGGAGCCCCCUCUUCUCAUUCAGAAACUGAGGUGCUAUGUCUAGUCAGGGAGCCUUGGAGAUGCCUGGACUAGUUGGGACAAUCAUUGGCAGCGGAUCAGAGGCCAGCAGAGGCUGAACGCCUGUCUCAGAGCGCUCUGCAGAUGUGUCUGGACCAAUAGGCUGGGGCUUGCCACACAGUGCCUGUCCUUCCAGGAAAGGAGCCUCUUCUCCAAGAGGAGGCACGGGCUGUGGACCAGGCCAGAAAGUGACCAGUUUUGCCUGCUUCUUUGAGCACUGACCUCUACCUUCUGACCUCACCUAAAGUCAAGGAACAGAUUUUCCCUAAAGUUCAGACGCAAGCUAUUGCGGAGUACAAAUUGCAGCCCUGCCCCAAGCCUCCAUCCUGGGCUCAGAUUCUAAGAUACCACCACACUGUCACGCAAGGGCCCCGGCCAUGCCAUCUCCUGUCCUGCACUGGCCUGCCAUGCUAGGAGCUCAGCUCUGUCCCAUCAGACCUGUGGGUGCCUAUGAACCCCUGGGACACAUGCCCACGAUACUGCCCCACCUGAGCUGCCUCCUCCUCUUCCUCCUUUCCUUCUCUUGCUCUGACACCCACAAAUGUAAGACAGGCUGGGUCUGUUGUCAUUUCGGGGGCCCUGGACUGCGAAUCCCCUUUUUGCCCCAGGUCAAGCGCAGCCCUGCUUGGGGGCUGGGAAGUGUGCCUACCUGUGUCAUCUGCACAUUUGUGUUCUUGCUGCCUGCCUGCCUGCAGGUCCUUCCACUUCCUCUGCCAUGAACUGAGAGUCCCCAUGUCCUCACUGAGCAGCCACAGCCCAGGUGCUGGGGGUGCUGUAAGGUCAUGCUGCUGUCAUUCCAACUUUUUAUUCCAAGGAGCCUGCCGGGUCUUGCCUCACCCCUCCACCUCCACCCCACUAAGCUCAUCUGAUUCUGAUUUCCCUCUUACCAGGCCCUUGGGGGCAUGCCUGUCUGGGUACCUGACCAGGACCCAGUGAGAGGCAGUCCCUGGCGGGCCUUCUCUGUGUGGGGCGUCUCUAGUGCCCGCUACCAGGGUUGGAGAGCCUCCCACUGGCCGCCUCUGUCCCUGUUGCUGCUUGGCUCAGGUCCAGGGGCACUGUGAAUGGGUGCGCUUGGGGCUCAGCCCUGGCCCCCAUCUGUGGGUACAGCUGCCUGUCUGCCACCUCUGGCACUCUUGGGGCUGUCAGAGCCUCCUUGGGCUCUCAGCACCACCCUAGCUCACACACUCAACAUCAUCUCUUCCCUUUACUCCCUUCUUAGAUGUGGUCCUUACUUACCUAAAGGGCUGAAUUUAGGAGACUUUCACUGCAAGGGCAGGAGGUGCUUAGGGUAGCAGGACCAAUGGUGGCCCAGGGACAUCUUCCAGGCCCUGGGCGCUCCAGAUCCCAUAGCUUUUGUUGGAUGGAGGCGACUUUGCUCUGUGUAAAUGACUGGGACCUUGCCCCACCCCUCAGCAGGGCACCCUGGCAGGAAACAGGAGUCCCAGUCUCACCCUGACUUCAAUCUCCCCCGUGUCACCUCCUCUCCCAGGGAGUUGGUGGCCCCUGGCGAACUCUUCUGGCCUUCCCACUAGAGUGGGAGUCCGCCGAGAGCCAGGGCUCUCACAAGAAACUCUUGGCAGGGAGGCAGGGCUCGAAGUCCCACAGGCACGCCCUCCUGAGACUUCCCCCCAGGGCUGCGCCCUCCCCCGGGGCCAUGCCCCACACCUCUCUCCAGGGUCCUGGCUCCCAGCCCAGGGUGAGUCACAGUCAGGUGGGCCAGACGAGCAGGCCAGAGGUCAGCAAGCUCCAAGCGCAGGAGAGCCAGCCAGACCCCAAUCCUGUCUCUUGUCCAUGCCCUUUGUGAUUUCAGUCUUGGUAGAACUUGUAUUUGGAGUUUUGUGCUUCAAAGUUUUUGUUUUUGUUUGGUUUUUAUUUUGAGGGGGUGGGGGGGAUACAGAGCAGCUGAUCAAUUUGUAUUUAUUUAUUUUAACAUUUUACUAAAUAAAGCCAAAUAAAGUC
Heterocephalus glaber (naked mole-rat) is the source of this 8032-nucleotide messenger RNA. The record is from RefSeq and is a predicted model, not a curated record. NCBI's taxonomy places the organism in Eukaryota, Metazoa, Chordata, Mammalia, Rodentia, Bathyergidae.